Messenger RNA from Topomyia yanbarensis, 738 nucleotides. RefSeq lists its product as uncharacterized. Bases 1 to 738 code for a protein of 245 amino acids. The record is from RefSeq and is a predicted model, not a curated record. Lineage: Eukaryota; Metazoa; Arthropoda; Insecta; Diptera; Culicidae. The transcript has 2 exons.
AUGUGCAAUGACCGUGAAGGUAACUUGCUAACAGAUAAAACUAUGGUAGCAGCCAGGUGGAGAGAGCACUUCGAGACAUUGUUGAAUAGAGAGAAUGUUAGCGCGUCAACGAACAGAAUAAGGAUAAGUGACGAUGAGGCAAUCAAAGAGCUGAAAAACUGUAAGGCUGCUGGAAAGGACGAGCUCCCGGUCGAACUUUUCAAACACGGUAGUGAGCAGCUGCACGAAAUACUUCACCGUACUCUUUUGAAGGACGAUAUUGAUAUCAUUGGAAUAGACCGCCGAGCCGAGGAAAAGGCAUUCGUGCCUUUUAAAAGGGAGACAGCAAGAAUUGGUCCAACAAUCAGCAUCAUCAAGACGAAGUACAUGAUAGCUGGAAGAAUACGUGGGUCCAAUAGUGAGGUUGGUGUUGAAGUGGUGUUAGGUGGUGAUAAAUUUGAAGUAGUGGAAGAAUUUGUGUACCUUGGACCUCUAGUGACGUGCGAUAAUGAUGUUACUCGCGAGGUGAAAAGGCGUCUUGCAGCUGCAAAUAGAGCUUUUUACGGACUUCGUAGCCAGCUGAAGUCCCGUAGUUUGCAGACGAAGACAAAAUUCGCGUUGUACAAGACAUUGAUAGUUCCGGUUGCCUUGUACGGCCAUGAAACGUGGACGUUAAGGGAAAUUGAUCGUAGAGCGUUCGGUGUCUUCGAACAAUACUCGGCGGUAAAGAAGAAAAUGGCAUCUGGUGACCUCGUAUGA